Messenger RNA from Aspergillus campestris IBT 28561, 690 nucleotides. Its product is annotated as SDR family NAD(P)-dependent oxidoreductase. NCBI's taxonomy places the organism in Eukaryota, Fungi, Ascomycota, Eurotiomycetes, Eurotiales, Aspergillaceae. The coding region runs from base 46 to 690 and encodes 214 amino acids. The record is from RefSeq and is a predicted model, not a curated record. Gene Ontology annotation, molecular function: oxidoreductase activity. The transcript is spliced from 2 exons.
ACCCUCACUACAGUACCUACACUCUUACCUAGGUAUCUAUUGAAAAUGCCCGCCAUCUACCCCGACCUCCUCAACAAAACCGUCCUCAUAACCGGCGGCGCAGACGGCAUCGGCGCAGCCACAGCCUCCCUCUUCACCCAACAAGGCAGCAAAAUCCUCACCACCCACGGCCCCAUCCACAUCCUCAUCAACAACGCCGCCGCAACAGGCGCCGCCGGCCGCUUCACCACGGAGACAGCCACCCCCGCAGCAUGGGACACCAGCGUCAACGCCAACCUGCGGCACGUCUUCUUCCUAACCCAGGCCGUCAUCCCCGGCAUGAAGACCCUCGGCGGCGGCUCCAUCGUCAACCUCGGCUCCAUCACCUGGCGCAUCCCCGACGGGAGACAGCCCGUGUACGCGGCGUGCAAAGCGGCCGUUAUGGGGUUGACGCGCGUGCAGAGUAAGGAGUUGGGGGUGCAUGGUAUCAGGGUGAAUAGUGUGAUGCCGGGGGCGAUUGCGACGCGCAGGCAGAGGGAGGAGGUGUUGACGCCUGAGUAUCGGGAGGAGGUGAUGAGGGCGCAGAGCUUGCAGAGGGAUUUGGUGCCUGAGGAGGUUGGGAGCGUGAUUUUGUUUUUGGCGAGUGGGGAGGCGAGUGCUGUUACGGGGAGUUCGUAUGUGGUUGAUGGGGGGUGGUGUUCGGAUCCGUGA